Molecule: messenger RNA, 1311 nt
Organism: Pistacia vera
Lineage: Eukaryota; Viridiplantae; Streptophyta; Magnoliopsida; Sapindales; Anacardiaceae
Product: DNA repair protein recA homolog 2, mitochondrial
Exons: 8
Coding region: 67-1245 (392 amino acids)
Biological process (GO): DNA repair
Molecular function (GO): ATP binding; single-stranded DNA binding; ATP hydrolysis activity
Source: RefSeq, a predicted model, not a curated record
UCCCACUUAAAAGUUAAAACCCUAAACUCAAAACUUCUAUCAAAGCAAAACCGUGCCAGAACAAAGAUGUUACAGUUCGUGCAGUCCCUUCGUAUCAAUUCCUUUGCAAGACUUCGCUUCUUCUGUCAGAGUGGAAGAAGAGAUGCAAUUACUUAUAUUGGAAUGAAUGCCCGCUCUCUUUCUUCUGUAGUUCAUGUUUCAGAGUUUGAACAUGAUGAACCUCUUGAUGAUCUCAAAACAAUAGAGAAAGAUAAUGCACUCCGUCAAGCUCUCUCACAGCUUUCUGGUGAAUUUGGUAAAGAAUCUAUGUUGUCUUUGAAGCGUUUUUUCAGCUCACGACGUGCUCCUGUAAUAUCUACAGGCUCAUUAAAGCUUGAUUUAGCACUUGGGAUUGGAGGAUUACCAAAGGGAAGAAUUGUAGAAAUAUUUGGGCGAGAAGCAUCUGGCAAGACUACACUUGCACUUCAUGUUAUCAAGGAAGCUCAAAAGCUUGGAGGAUACUGUGCAUAUCUUGAUGCAGAGAAUGCAAUAGACCCCUCCCUUUUGGAAGCGAUGGGUGUAGAUACAGAAAAUCUUCUGAUUUCGCAUCCUGAUUCAGCUGAAAAUUUGCUGAGUGUGGUUGAUACGCUGACCAAAAGUGGGUCUGUAGAUGUAAUUGUGGUUGAUAGCGUUGCAGCCCUUGUCCCUCAAUGUGAAAUUGAUGUCCCUGUAGGUGGUGUGUAUCGUGAUGUACAAUCAAGAAUAUUGACACAAGCACUCCGAAAAAUUCAUUAUUCGUUAUGCCAAUCUCAUUCUGUUAUCAUUUUUCUUAAUCAGGUUAGGUCAAGUGUAAAACCAGGUCAAGUUUUUGGACGUUUUGAUGAGGUCACUUGUGGUGGAAAUUCAUUGAAAUUUUAUGCAGCUUUACGUUUAAGAAUGAUGAGAACAGGAUUGCUCAAGACUGGAGAUAAGAUAACUGGUCUUGGAGUUAGUGUUCAAGUGGUUAAAAAUAAAUUGGCACCGGCAAUGAAGAAAUCUGACUUGAUGAUAGAGUUUGGGAAAGGCUUCUGUUGUGAACCCGAGGUUUUGGAAUUGGCUUGUGAACAUGGAGUCAUUGUAGAAGAAGGAAAUAACUACAUGAUAGAAGGGGAAGUUUUCGGUGAUAGAUAUUCAGCUGAACGACAUUUGAUUGAAAAUGAAGAGGUUCUUGAUAACAUAAUUACAAAUUUAAGGAAACAUUUGUUUGAAAGGAAACGAUUGUUAUGACAGAUCCUUGAUUAGAUGAGCUUAUCUCAAAUAUGAUAAUGGAGAACAGAAUACAGGUCCAUUCAA